AUGGCAAAAAAAUUCGAAUACGAGUUUGGGAAGAAUGAACUGAAGCGUAUUCGAGUGUUUUGUCGGUUUAAGGAAGCAAAAAAUUGUUCGUGGAUGUUAUUUGCCUCUCCACCAAAAAAUGAUAAUAGACUUGAAAUCAAAAGGUUUGUGGACAAUCACAGUUGUCAGCAGCAUGGCAAUAAUGCUGGUAAAUCUAGAGCCUCUAGGCGAUUCAUUGCUACCCAAUUACAACCCACGUUAAAGGUUCGACCGGAUAUACGGCCUAUUGACGUUCAAAAGGAGUUUCUAAGCUCGUAUGGGAUUAGGGUCGAUUAUAGUAAGAUUUGGUGGGGUAAAGAAAGAGCACAAGAGAAAUUAUAUAGUGAUGCCCAUGAGUCCUACGAUCAAUUACGAUGGUAUGUAGAAGAGGUCAAGAAGACAAACCCAGGUAGCUAUAUUCAUGUUGAACAAAAUGAGGGGAGGUUUACAAGGUUAUUCAUAUGCUACGCCGCCUGCAUAAAUGAUUUUUUAUACGGAUGUAGACCACUCUUAUUUUUGGAUGGUACCUUUCUUAAAGAUCGAUUCAAAGGCAUACUCCUAAGCGCCGUAGCAUAUGAUGGAAAUCAGGGGAUAUUUCCAUUGGCGUAUUGUAUAUGCGAUCAGGAAAAUAAUGUUAACUGGAAGUGGUUCUUACAAGGUUUGUGGUCUAUUCUCUAUGAAAGGCCAGAUCCAUACAACCCUCCACACAAGCUAGUGAUAAUUUCAGAUGCGGAUAAGGGGAUCAGAGAAGCAGUUAGAGAAUUUUUUCCAGAUUCUAUACACUCUCGAUGUGUGUUGCAUCUAGUUGAGAACUUCAGGACAAAGUUGAAGGAUUUGGGAUUUCAAAUCAAAAGAUACUCAGAUCUUGGGUAA
Messenger RNA from Asparagus officinalis (garden asparagus), 891 nucleotides. RefSeq lists its product as uncharacterized. The record is from RefSeq and is a predicted model, not a curated record. The coding region runs from base 1 to 891 and encodes 296 amino acids. The transcript has 3 exons. NCBI's taxonomy places the organism in Eukaryota, Viridiplantae, Streptophyta, Magnoliopsida, Asparagales, Asparagaceae.